Messenger RNA from Pterocles gutturalis (yellow-throated sandgrouse), 1239 nucleotides. RefSeq names its product zinc finger protein 501-like. The annotation marks the transcript as partial. The record is from RefSeq and is a predicted model, not a curated record. NCBI's taxonomy places the organism in Eukaryota, Metazoa, Chordata, Aves, Pterocliformes, Pteroclidae. The transcript has 3 exons.
AACCAGACGCAACGGUGGAGUACGACACCCAACCCCGAGCAGAACCAGACGCAACGGUGGAGUACGACACCCAACCCCGAGCAGAACACCCAUGACGCCCGCAGCCAACAACGGCGGAAGCGUAGCCGCCGCCAAGCCCGCCGCGGGACGAAGCAAACCUCUCCUUCCACCCCGAGUAAAUCCACCCAAGUUACUCCUUAUAGUUGCCCGGAUUGUGGGAAGUUCUUCACGCGGAAAUCCUUCCUCGUCCCCCACCGCCGCAUCCACACGGGUGAGAAACCUUUCACCUGCCACGAGUGCGGGAAGAGUUUCCGCGUGGGUUCGGCUCUGAACCGUCAUCGACGGAUCCAUACGGGGGAAAAACCUUACGAGUGUCGGGAUUGCGGGAAACGGUUCCGUUUGACUUCUACUCUUACUACUCAUCGGAAAAUCCACCUGGGUGAAAAAUCGUACGUCUGCUUGGUUUGCGGGAAAACGUUUCGUUCUGACGUUUAUCUCCUCGCUCAUGAAACGACCCACGGGGAGGAAAAUCCUUUCCGGUGUUUGGCGUGCGGGAAGGAAUUUCGUUUGAAAAGAUAUUUGACCAUCCAUCAACGUAUCCAUACGGGAGAAAAAAAUUUUCAAUGUCAAGUGUGUCAAAAAAAAUUUGGCCGACGAUCCAUUUUGGUAGUUCAUCAACGCGUCCAUACGGGAGAAAAACCUUACGGGUGUCCCGAGUGCGGGAAAAAAUUUCUGUUGAGUUCCGACCUCGUCGGACAUCGGAGAAUUCAUAGCGGUGAAAAACCUUACGAGUGUUUGGAAUGCGGGAAAAGAUUUCGGUUGAGUUGUCAUCUGAGUAGACAUCAACGAAGUCACAGCGGGGAACGACCUUACCGUUGCGGGGAAUGCGGAAGGAGUUACGCCGAUAGUUCCGGUUUGUGGAAACAUCGACGGAUUCAUACGGGGGAAAAACCCUACAAAUGUCCCGUCUGCGGGAAACGUUCCUCCGACAGCUCUACUCAUCGGAGACACCGGCGAAGGCACGCGGAGGUGAAACCCUACAAAUGUCCCGUUUGCGGGGAGUGUUUCGGGGUUGUGGGCGCUCUCCUGAAACACCAACGGAUCCACACAGGGGAAAAACCCUACGCUUGCUCCGUUUGUCAUAAAACCUUCCGGCAAGCUUCUCAUCGGACGAGGCACGAAGAAAUUCAUCGGAGGAGUAGGGAGGAGGGCGAGUUGAGGGAUGUGUCGGAGAACUGA